Prorocentrum cordatum is the source of this 354-nucleotide messenger RNA. The record is from the annotation of a GenBank genome assembly. Lineage: Eukaryota; Dinophyceae; Prorocentrales; Prorocentraceae.
AUGAAGAAGUCCGCCGCGGAGUGGGCGAUCACGGGCGUGAGCAGACCGCCGCAUACCUGGAACAGCCAGCCCACCACGCAGCCACGCUCGGCGGUGAGGGCCACUCCAGCCGGGCCCGAGGGGAUGCCGUGCCAGUGGAAGAGCCCGAAGACCAGCGCCUGCAAUAGGUUCGCCCCGACGGGGCCAAGGCCGCCGGCGGCCCCCGCGUGGGCGGACAGGCGCGGCAGGAAGAUCGAGGAACAACAACUGCAUGUACAUAUCGGCGCGCCGCGCAGACUUCCUGGGCCCCCCUCCUGGGCGGGGGGCGGCGCCGGAGGCGCAGCGCAGAUGAAAGGAAGCCUCGCAGAGCUCUGA